UUGAAAUCACGAAGCACACCGCGAAUGAAAUUCCCAAACCCAACCUAGAACACUUCGAGACACCAUCGAACAAGGUUGCCCGUAGUUGCGAUGUCGAAGAAGGCGAGAGUUUUUGAUGUACAGGAGAUGAUGCGGAAUAUCAGACAGACUCUCCAAAAGAAUAAAGCGGUUGCGCUUCAACAGCACGAGGAACAACCUGCUGACGAGAGUGCGGUAUCCAAGAAGAACGACAGCAAAGAGAGCGACGACGAAGGUGACUUGAUUGGACCACCGAUACCACUGUCGCUGCUUACCAAUUCAGACGCAAAAACUUCGGGUGCAGAUGAGAAAGGAGAAAAAAAUGCCGAGAGCGACGACGACGACGAUAACAACGAGGAUGACGAGUCGUCCGAUGAUGAGUCGUCGAACAAGAUCCCGUGCACACACGAAGUGACGAUGACACACGGCACAAAAGCUGUCACCGCCAUCGCCGCGGAUCCCUCCGGUGCUCGGCUGGCUUCCGGAUCCAUCGACUACGACGUUUGCUUCUGGGACUUCGCUGGUAUGGACUCGUCCAUGAGAAGUUUCCGGACCCUGCAGCCCUGCGAGAACCAUCCCAUCAAGUGCCUGCAAUAUUCAACGACCGGCGACAUGAUACUGGUGAUAUCCGGAGCGGCGCAAGCUAAGGUCCUCGACCGGGACGGCUUCGAGAAGUGCGAGACAGUCAAGGGUGACCAAUAUCUCAUAGACAUGUCACGCACCAAAGGUCACACUGCCAGCCUGAACAGCGGCAGUUGGCAUCCGUCUUCAAAAGAACAGUAUCUCACCUGCUCUCAGGACAGCACCUGUCGGAUAUGGGACCUGAACAGUCCGCGCUGUCACAAGAGCUUGAUUAGAUGUAGGGCGCAGAAUGGCGUGAAGACUGUGCCGACCGCUUGUGCAUACAGCCGAGAUGGUUCCGUGGUCGCGUGCGGAUGCAUAGAUGGCUCGAUUCAGAUGUGGGAUCAGAGGAGGAACUUCGUGACCCCUUCGUUGGUCUCGCGUGGCGCCCACGCUCAGCACAGCGAGAUAUCCAGCCUGAGUUUCUCUUACGUCAAGCAGAUGCUGGCCAGCCGCGCCUGCGACGAUACUCUGAAACUUUGGGACCUGCGGACGUUUAAGUCACCGGUCUUCGUGGCGAAAGACCUGUUCUCGCGUUACAACACCACCGACUGCAUGUUCAGUCCGAACGACAGGAUGGUAGUCACGGGAGAGUCGUUGAACAAGGGAGCGCGGAAUGGUAGGAUAUUGUUCUACAACAGCGCCACGUUCGACCUGGUCAGUCAGAUCCCUGUGACGGGCUCGCACGUGAUCAAGACUCUGUGGCAUCCGAAGCUGAAUCAAGUGUUCGUUGGCUGCGGCAACGGCAUCGUGAAAGUCUACUACGAUCCUAAGAAGAGCAUGAGAGGCGCCAAACUGUGCGUCGUCAAGACACACACUAAGCAGAAGCACAUCGAGAUAAUGUCCACACAGCAAAUCAUAACACCGCAUGCGCUUCCUCUGUUCCGUCAGGACAGACCCAAGUCGGUCCGCAAGCAGAUGGAGAAGGACAGGCUAGAUCCCCUCAAGUCGAGGCGACCUGACCUGCCCAUCACUUCCGGCCAAGGUGGCAGAGUGGCGUCCUCAGGAGGGACUCUCAGUUCUUAUGUCAUACGAAAUCUCGGUCUGAGCAAGAGGAUAGAAGACGACCAGGAUCCUAGGGAAGCCAUUCUCAAGUAUGCCAAGAUUGCGGAAGAGGAACCCUAUUGGAUCCGACCGGCGUAUGAGAGAACACAGCCAAAGACUAUCUUUCAAACCGACGAUCAAGAGAGCGGUCCGAGUAACAAAAGACAGAAACGAUGAACUUAUAUUUAUUUUGUACAUAUUGCCUUCAAGUUGGAUUUAAUUAUUUAUACACACAGUGCGUACAUUACUACUUAAAACGUAAAAUAAUCUUGUUGCAAUAAAGAAAGUUGAUUUCUCUGAG
This is a messenger RNA of Dinoponera quadriceps, 1984 nucleotides long. RefSeq names its product gastrulation defective protein 1 homolog. Bases 91 to 1860 code for a protein of 589 amino acids. Gene Ontology annotation, molecular function: protein binding. The record is from RefSeq and is a predicted model, not a curated record. The transcript has a single exon. NCBI's taxonomy places the organism in Eukaryota, Metazoa, Arthropoda, Insecta, Hymenoptera, Formicidae. Gene Ontology annotation, biological process: regulation of DNA double-strand break processing. Gene Ontology annotation, cellular component: site of double-strand break; nucleus.